CCGACGCUCUCCUCCCCCAAUCACUCUCCGCCUCAGUCUCUCUCCUCCUUUCACCCACAGUCUCCAUUUGCUUGCAGCCGCAAACACAGCAACCGAAUUCUCUGUCACCGAUGUCCGACAAGACCAGGGCCAGCUCCGCCGCCGGAUCCCGGCGCCGUCAGCCGAGCCGCCUCCAGCGGCGGGCACCGGCGUCCCUGCAGAUCGCCGCCCCGGCCUCCCACUGGAACGUGGCGAUCCCGCUCCUGUCUCCCCUCGCCUCCUCGCCCACGUCCCCGGAGCUCAUCGACCGGCCUGCGGUGGCGGAGGAGGUCAGGCUCCGGGAGGAUCCGCGGGCGGACCAGGAGAGGAAGCCGGUUGUCUUCAAGACGUGGCAGCACCCGGCGGCGCCCUUCUGCUACGAGCCGGCUCCCCUGAAACCCUCGUUCGUGCCGGUGUAGAAGAAAGAAUAUAUGUAUAUAUUAUCCAUUUUUAUCUUAAUACUAUCCAACUUUUCCUCUUUUUUGGGGGGAUUAAUUAUUAUUAACUAUCGGGUUUAGAUCUAACGAUGGUUGAUUAGUAUGCAAUUGUAAAGUAUGUAAGUUGUUGAUUAGGGCCAUCAAUGUUAAUAGAUGAUUUUUCGAUUGGCUUGAACAUUAUUAUGUACCGAUUUGGUCACCGACCUUUUUUCGGUAAUU
Punica granatum (pomegranate) is the source of this 674-nucleotide messenger RNA. Lineage: Eukaryota; Viridiplantae; Streptophyta; Magnoliopsida; Myrtales; Lythraceae. The record is from RefSeq and is a predicted model, not a curated record.